This is a messenger RNA of Penicillium arizonense, 1269 nucleotides long. RefSeq names its product NAD(P)/FAD-dependent oxidoreductase. Gene Ontology annotation, molecular function: oxidoreductase activity. The record is from RefSeq and is a predicted model, not a curated record. Gene Ontology annotation, biological process: retrograde transport, endosome to Golgi. Gene Ontology annotation, cellular component: cytoplasm; late endosome. Lineage: Eukaryota; Fungi; Ascomycota; Eurotiomycetes; Eurotiales; Aspergillaceae. The coding region runs from base 1 to 1269 and encodes 422 amino acids. The transcript has 2 exons.
AUGUCGACCGUUAUUCUUGGAGGAGGCAUCAUUGGCACCUCAAUUGCUUACUACCUGUCUGCCAAUCAACCUGAAGGCGAAAUACACAUUGUCGAGCAAUCCCCAGAGCUUUUCUCAGCGGCUUCGGGAUAUGCUGCAGGCUUCUUAGCCAGAGACUGGUUUGUUCCAUCUCUGGCACCUCUCGGUGCUUUAUCGUUUGACCUGCACAAGGAGCUUGCCGCUGAAAAUUAUGGACAAAAGAACUGGGGAUUCAUGAACGGGACGGCUUUCAGUUUGGAUACUGUUUCUCGCCAGAGACAGGGUGCGCCACGCGGCGAUGGCUCUGAUGAUCCUACCCCCGUUGAGUGGCCGAAGUGGUUGACGAAGCAGAAAGAAGGUAUGAUAGAGAGGAUCAGCGAGGAGGGAACUGUGGCUCAAGUUGAUCCAUUGAGAUUGAGCCACUAUCUGAUGGAUGGUGCAAUAUCUCGAGGGGCGAAGCUCCAUCACCCAGCCAAGGCAGCCGCGCUUGUCAAAGAUGCGGAUGGCACAAUCACCGGCGUUAGUAUUGUGUCGGGGGAUUCAAAGAAAGAGUCAACAAUUCCAUGUACAAAUCUUGUUCUGAGUAUGGGGCCUUGGACGCCACAGAUUUUCAAAGAUCUAUUCCCAUCCUCGAGUAUAUCAUUAGAUAUCUCACCUCUGGCUGGCUAUUCUCUUGUCGUUCGCUCCCCUCGGUAUACGUUGGAACACCAGAGGAAUGUCCACAGGGGACAAAGUCAUGCUGUCUUUACAACGUACCCUUCAUCAUAUGGGUUCAGCCCCGAGAUCUUCCUCAGGGAAGGUGGCGAGAUUUAUAUCGCCGGUCUCAACCCUACCAUCAAGCUUCCCUCUCGGGCAGAAGAUAUUAACCGGCUUUUUGAUCCCCGCGAGAUGCAGAAACUCAAGGAUGUUACCGUCCGUUUGUUGGGUGGUCUUGCUAAAGAUACAGAAGAGGCAGCCGACAAGACGACCAACCUCGACGACCUAGAGGUACUUCGAGAAGGGCUUUGCUUCAGACCUGUGGGCAGUACUGGUGUUCCCACAAUUGGCGAAAUCGAAAAUCUUUCCUUGGGAGGAGGAACGAGGGCAAGUCCCAGAGGCGGCGUGUUCAUAGCCGCUGGUCAUGGACCGUGGGGAAUAUCAUUAAGUCUUGGGACGGGCAAGAUUAUAUCUGAGAUGAUAAAGAAGCAGAAAACCUCGGUUGAUGUGACAGGACUCGCAGUCACGGGAAAAGGCUCAACUUCUCCGUUGUGA